AUGAAAACCAUGACACGACAGAGAAGAUUGAGAAUAAGUGGCAUUCUUGCAUCAGUCACCUUUAUCUGUGCCUUUCACACAACUUCAGCUAUUGACAUCCCCCUGGAAGUUUUAGGUCAUGUAAAUGUUGAGCAGCUGCCUACCAUCACUGACCAGUCGCCAAGCUCCCUCAUUGCCUUCCCAUUUGAUGAAAGUUAUUCCAUGACAUGUGAAGCCAAAGGAAAUCCCGAGCCAGAAUUCAGAUGGACGAAAAAUGGCGAGGAAUUUGAUCCCUCUUUAGACCCCCGCCUGAUGAAAGAAGAGGAUUCUGGGACUUUUGUGAUACCUAAUAAUGGGAACCUUACAGAGUACCAGGGAACCUAUCUUUGUUAUGCCUCAAACAAACUAGGGACUGCCACAUCCAAGGAGAUUGAAUUUGUUGUUCCUCAUGUCCCUAAGUUUCCAAAGGAAACACUUGAUCCUGUUGUGGUUGAGGAAGGGCAGCCUUUUACUUUAAAAUGUGACCCACCCAAAGGAAUACCGCCUCUGCAGAUCUAUUGGAUGACUAUCAACCUUCAACAUAUAGAACAAGACGAGAGAGUGUCUAUGGGCUUGAAUGGAGAUCUGUACUUUUCUCAUGCGGUGGAGAAGGACAGCAGAAGAGAUUAUUGCUGCUUUGCUGCUUUCCCAAGAAUACGAACCAUUGUUCAGAAGACAGCCAUGUCAGUCAUUGUCAAGACAAAAAAAGGUCAUGGCAUGAGUCCUGAAAUUGCCAACGCUAUCCUGCAGCGGAGACCCUUGCUUAUGAUGCCCUCUGGUGUCAAAACAGAGAAACAUCUUGUCAGAGGAGAGGAUUUAAGACUGGAAUGCAUUCCUGAGGGCUUUCCAACCCCACAGGUUGAAUGGGUCAAAAUGGGUCAUAAGCUUCCAGUUAAAGCCAAAGUGGAAAGUCAUGGAAAAUUGCUAAUUGUACCAAGUGUUGAGCAAGAAGACAGCGGAAAGUAUAUGUGCAAGGCUAAGAACAGACUUGGAGAAGUAGUCCACUACUUCACAAUAAACAUUGAAGAGCCUCCAGAGUGGGUGCUGGAGCCUGAGAGUCAGCUUAGUAUGAUUGGCUCCAAUGUGCUCAUCAAGUGCUCAGCGACAGGGACUCCCCAGCCAACUAUAACUUGGAGAGUGAAUGGUCUGCCUUUGCAUGAAGCCCCAGCAACAAACAGGAGAGUGUUUGAUGACACCAUCAUUUUGCACAAUGCCCAAGCAUCAGACAGUGCAGUCUAUCAGUGCCAAGCAUCCAACAGACAUGGUACCCUACUUGCUAAUGCAAACAUCAUGGUUAUGAAUCUCUCUCCAAUGAUUCUUACAAAGGAAGGGGAGGAUUACUCUGCUGUGGAAGGAAGAGGAGUGACGAUGCACUGCAACGUCUUCAGCUCUCCACCAUCUACUAUCACUUGGAACAAAGAUGAUUCCUCUCAAUCUUUGGUGGGUCCAAGAUAUACUGUCCAUGACAAUGGAUCAUUGGAGAUCUACACUACAGAAAAAGAAGAUACAGGACAAUAUACAUGUUAUGCCAAAAAUACAGAGGGAUCAUCUGCCAUUGAAGCUUCACUUUAUGUAAAAGAUCCUACAAGAAUAACAGUUGCCCCAGAAGACCAGCAGAUCCUAAUAGGCACCACAGCCCAGCUCUCAUGCCUGGCAGAAUACGACAAGUCCUUCAGCAACGACUUUGAGCUCCUGUGGGAAAAAGACGAUAUGGACAUAGGUUACAAUUAUACAGAGAAUUCAAGAUACUUUGUGGAGGAUGGUAUCCUUCAAAUAUUCAAUGUAAGCCACAGGGAUCAGGGUGUGUACACAUGUGUGGGUAGAACUCCAGUGGAUCAGGACAGUGCCUCUGCAUUGCUCAUGGUUUUAGAUGUCCCUGAUGCACCUCAGCACUUGGUACUGUCAGAACACAAGACUAAAAGUGUGAAACUGAAAUGGACCCCAGGGAAUGAUCACAACAGCUCUACCACAGAGUUUAUUAUUCAAUACGAGGAGAGCCAGUGGGAGCCUGGAAAUUGGAAGGAGCUGCUCAGGGUACCUGGGAAUCACAUUUCGUCCAUCCUCAAACUCCACGGUCAUGUCGACUAUCGUUUCCGUGUGGCUGCUGUUAACAGUGUUGGGAGGGGUCCUCCCAGUGAGCCCACAGAGAGAUACAAAACCCCUCCAACAGCUCCUGACAAGAACCCGGAAAAUAUCAAAAUUGAAGGUACUUUGCCACAUGAAAUGGACAUCAACUGGGAGCCACUGUUGCCAAUUGAACACAAUGCGCCAGGUCUUGAGUACAAAGUAAGCUACAGACGUCAGGACUUGGAGGAGGACUGGAAGGAACAAAUCGUGAAGAGACACUCAUUUGUGGUAAAGAAAACACCCACAUUUGUGCCCUAUGAGAUUAAGAUCCAAGCAAAGAACAACCAGGGUUGGGGCCCAGAGCCAAAGGUUGUGACUGGAUACUCUGGUGAAGAUUUUCCGUCAGCUGCACCUGAGGAUGUAGCUGUGGUGGUGAUGAACAGCUCAGUGGUCAAGGUCAGCUGGACUCGUGUAAACAAGGACAAGUUGCAUGGACAUCUGGGAGGCUACAGGAUAAACUGGUGGCGUCUCCGAAGUCUGGUGGAUUUGAAGAAAAGCCAUGGAGAAAAACACACACUAACAUUACCGGGUGACCGCAACCAUGCCGUCAUACCAAGACUACAACCCUUUUCCGAGUACAGUCUCAUCGUCAUGACCUUUAAUGGUCGCGGCAAUGGUCCUGGCAGCCAUCCUGUUAAUUUCAAAACCCCAGAGGGAGUCCCGGAAAAAAAUCCUGUUUUCAGGAUCACAGAUACACAGAGGCAUGCUGUCUCUCUGGCUUGGGCCCCACCUUCAGAGCCAAAUGGGAUUCUGACAGGAUAUCUUUUAGAGUAUCAGCUAAUUAACAACACAGAGGAAGUCGGACAACUGCAGUCUAUUGACAUCAGCAAACCCGACACGACCAAAUGGACUCUGCGGGACUUGGAGCCUUUAAGCAAAUACAAGUUCCACUUGCGUUCUUGCACCACAGUAGGCUGUGGACCCAUUAUCAGUGAAGAAAGCACAACCACCCUUGAAGCAAGUCUUGCAAGCAUCCACGGAGGAAUAUCUAACCAGGGCUGGUUCAUUGGCCUCCUGUGUGCCAUUGCUCUACUCACACUCAUUGUGUUGAUUGCAUGUUUUGUCAACAGAAAUAAAGGAGGAAAGUAUUCAGUAAAAGAAAAAGAGGACCUUCAUCCUGACGUGGAGUCCCAGGGAAUGAAUGACGACACAUUUUGUGAAUACAGCGACAAUGAUGAGAAGCCACUAAAAGGCAGUCAGUGCUCUCUGAGCAGAGAGAUCAAAGCAGGGGACAGCGGCGACAGCCUGGUAGACUAUACUGAAGAAGAUACUCACUUCAACGAAGAUGGCUCCUUCAUAGGCGAAUAUGCAGGCCGUAAGGAGAAGAAAGUUUCAUCUGAGAUCAAAGCCACUGCUCAGAGCCCGGCAUGA
Molecule: messenger RNA, 3516 nt
Organism: Nerophis lumbriciformis (worm pipefish)
Lineage: Eukaryota; Metazoa; Chordata; Actinopteri; Syngnathiformes; Syngnathidae
Source: RefSeq, a predicted model, not a curated record